This is a messenger RNA of Owenia fusiformis, 1163 nucleotides long. The record is from the annotation of a GenBank genome assembly. NCBI's taxonomy places the organism in Eukaryota, Metazoa, Annelida, Polychaeta, Sabellida, Oweniidae.
GUCAUGAUUUACAUUUUUCGGAAAAUUUUUUUUUUUCAAAAUAUUCCCAAAAGAAAGUGAAUUUUAACGUAUAAUUGACGAUGGGGAAAAAGAAGAAUGAAGCACGUUAUCUCAGAGUUCAACCAACUGGCCCCAAAGAGCCUGUGAAAGCUGGAUGUUACAAUAAUCCCAAUGCUGCAAAGUUUAGAAUUAUUCAUCUUUCCGACACACAUUUAUGUCAUAAUGACUACUUAGACAUGAUUCCUGAUGGAGAUAUCCUUGUUCAUACUGGAGACUUUUCUCAUUUAAACAUAUUGCGCUAUGUACGCAAGGAAAAUGACAUGAAAAAUACAAUGAAAGAACUAGAUGCAUUUUUUGCUAAGCUACCUCAUAAGUUUAAAUUCUUCAUAGCUGGCAAUCAUGAAAUAACACUAGAUACCUUUAAAAGAGAUGAAAUACAGCAACAUCUAACAAAUGGCGUCUACCUGUAUCGCAAUUCAGCAGAAAUUGAUGGAGUAAAGUUCUAUGGUGAUCCAUGUACUAAUAUCCGUGGCAACAGUUAUGCAAGAGCAUAUGCUAUACAUGGACACCUCCUCUCUGGGCGCUGGAAGGCCAUAGAUGAUGAUGUUGAUGUGCUGUUGACACAUAUGCCUCCAUAUGGACUUCAAGACAGUAAAGGUGGAUGUCAAGAUCUGAGAAAUGAAGUCCUAACAAGAAUCAAGCCAAAGGUUCACAUGUUUGGUCACAUGCAUAGUGGUAACGGGAUAACAUUCCACGACGACAUUUGUUUCUCCAAUGGCGCAAUGCACACGAUUCACUCUCCCAACGUGAUAGACCUUUACUAUGAAAGACCCAAGGAUGCACCUGAUGUAUCGGAGAUUGAGGUUAAAGUUCACCCAAGUGAUAAAAUAGAUAACUCAACUGGCCCUGAGGCAAAAUGUAGCAUUAUGUGAAAUAACACAGACUUGAAGAAAGAUGAUCAGAAUAUCAGUAUUAGAUAGGGGAUGAUGCCUAAUUGUAAACAUUUGUGGAAAUAUUAUAUUUUGCAUAACAAUUAGAUACAUAUAGAGGGUGAUAUGAAAAUUGAUCCACUGAUCCACCUGGUGGUGAAACUGGUAACUGCCUACUCACAUCUGGGUUAUUUUAUUAUAGUUUAGUCCCCUCUCUCCCCAUAUAAUGAAAUU